Pocillopora damicornis (cauliflower coral) is the source of this 6064-nucleotide messenger RNA. RefSeq names its product nucleoporin NUP188. Gene Ontology annotation, cellular component: nuclear pore inner ring. Gene Ontology annotation, molecular function: structural constituent of nuclear pore. Gene Ontology annotation, biological process: protein import into nucleus; RNA export from nucleus. The record is from RefSeq and is a predicted model, not a curated record. NCBI's taxonomy places the organism in Eukaryota, Metazoa, Cnidaria, Anthozoa, Scleractinia, Pocilloporidae.
CAAGUUCUUAAUCCAAAAUGGCGGUAAUUGCGGUUGCACACGAGGCUUAAAAAGAGACAGAAAUAAUGCUAGAUUCCAACGAAGAAUUCUUUCUUAGCUCAUAAUUUUCGGUCGUAAUCCAUUGAAAUGACUUCCAUUGAAAUAUCUAAUCGUGGGCUAUGGCACAUUAUAACCGGACGAUCUUCCUUGCAAGAGCCGGAUCAGAUUGGAGAAGAACUUAAACGGAAGAAGGAUCGUUUACUGCUAGGAACCGCUGACUAUAAAGAACCAAGUCCUCAGUCUGCUGAAGCUCUUCGAAAGUCACCAAAUAUUAAACCAAAACGAAAGGAAUUUGUUUUGAAACUUAGUAAAUUUUUGAAUCUUGAUGAAUGGAAGAGUUUACAGUUGUUUGGCAGCUACUUGGAGAAUGACUUUAGAGGCUCUAAACAACAGCUCCUGGAAAUGUUGAAAAAUGAAGCUCAAACAGAGGCACUUUUGCUGAAGAUCAUGGAGUACUACUUUGAAGAACGUUUACACAUCUUACAGUGCACUAAGUUUUUGUUGAGCUACUGGCAAGACCCUAGACAUCAAUGGCGAGAAGAAUUUGCAGAGUGCAUCGAAGCUAUGCAGGAAAAUGAUGUUUUGAUUAUGAAGAUUUUGGAACAGUACAAGACUUCUUGUUCUACCACAGUUCCUCUUCAUGCUACUGCAGGAUCAUCACUUCAUCUGAAGACAAAAUGUCAGCGAUGGGCCUUACAGUUUUUAAGAGAACAGAUACUGCUUCUGGAAAUCAUGUUCCUCUAUUAUAAGGAAUUUGUUGUUCCAGCCAAGUCCCUGCUAGACUUAGCAAAACUAUUUCAGAGCCAGAGUUUUGGAUUGAAGCAAGUCAAUAGACAGCUUUUUGAAGGACAGGCUGAGGUCUUACUUCCUCAUAUCAGUUACCUGCAGGUGUUGGUUCUCAUAGUUUCACUUGACUUAGAGAGUUUAAGGAAAUUAAUAGAAGAGGACAGCUGUUCACGGCAUCAUUUACUCCAGGAGAAAGCCUCACUUGAGGCUCUAGAUAAGUUUUUUCUUAGCUGCGGAGAUCAGCCUCACCAUGGACCUGUCAUGUUGGCCUGGGCAGCGUUUAGAUAUGUUACUAUAGAUGCCAGUCAAGAACAGUUUGUAAGAAGAAUUGGUGGAAAAGCAUUGCAAUGUUCUGUGUUCAAAUAUUUACUUGGGAUGUUAAGAAGUGAGGAAUUCUCUACAAAUGAUGUUGUGUCUAACACUUGCAAGAGCCUUAUAUAUGGACUGAUGGUGAUAGUGCUGGCACUGUUUGAUGAGGAUACACUGGGAGAGCUACCACUGUUGGUCUCUGUUUUGUCACAAACUCUUACUGAGAAAGGUCUUUGUGUGGAUUUCUGGGAUUUGGACUUGAAUACAGGUGCUGGUCUCCUUUUGAAUUCAGCCAGAAGUUGGUUUCCACUCCAGUUUUGUCCAUUUGUGCAACUUCUGAAAUCCCUAGCUGGUGACAAGGAUUCUGCAGCUAAGGUUUAUGACUAUUUGGACAAAGUGACAUCAUACACUGAGUUGCUGAGAGAAAACCAGCUGAGUGACAUAGACUGUUCUGGUGUUAAUAAGAUCUGGAGGAUUGUUAAUCCAAGAAUCCUCUAUCAGAAUUUGUUUAGUCCAGAUUCAAAAGAACUCAUUAUGCCUGCUGGCACAUGCGGAAAAGUUGCUCCUGUACCUGAAGGACCUGCUAUAAUACAAUGGAGUUAUCACUAUUCCUGCUGGAAACUUUUUGCAUUGGAAAUUGAUUCAUUCCUUGAAUCUGUGGGAUCUGGAGCAGCUGUGGAUUGUCAAAAUGUCAUUUGUAUUGUGGAGUUAGUCAAUGAGGUCCUACUCAAUGACUGGGACAAGGCUGUUUAUCUCCAGCCUCUCUCUUCCCGUCUGUAUCUGAUUAUUCAGAGGUGUACACCAUCACCAAACCCUCCCCAAGAUUUGAUUGCCACAUGUUUGACAUGCUUAGCUACUGUUGCUUUGAGAGAUCCAGAACAGGUGUGGCAUCAUCUUCAACAGACAGGGUUCCUUCCUCACUACACUUCAGUCAAAAUGUCGAAGUCAGACAAAACCAAAGUGGAGUUCCUUGGCACAGCACCAGGAAACUUCGGUGCAAUUUUAAGCACUAAAGAGAGGCCAAUUGGUUAUUACCCUGUCACCAUGGCAACAUUGGAUUUUCUUUUGAAGCUGAUUCAUGGAAUGAGUAAUGCUGAGGAAUCUGGAAAUCGGGCAAUUAGUAUUAUCGAGCUUGCUGCCUGUCUAGUUUUCAUAAUGAGAGAGGUGUUCACAGGAUUUUACAAAUGGAGAUUUGGUAGCCUGAGGGACAGAGAAGAAAUUGGGAAGAGAUGUCUUCAGUUGUUCAAUGUUGUUCUUGGCCUUCACUUCACAAAAAAAAUGGCUGAUCAAGCCAGUGAUGCAAUGGAAGCUGAAGUCACAGAUUUGCCAUGGACUCCAUCAGUUUUACAGGACACCUUAGUUCUUGGUUUGUUGUACUCAGAAGCUGGACAGUCACUACUAAACAUUCUUGGCACAGGGGUGGAUACUGUUGAUAAACUUGUGUCUGUGGGAAGUUCUACAGGUGGAUAUGCCAUAGCCCUUGUUGAACUGAUCAAGCUGGCAUUUUCUGUGCUGAACAGACUCUUGGCUAGAAAAGAAAAGGAUGAUAACAUCUCUCCUCUGGAAGAAGCACUGACAAUACAAGUGAUUCAUCAACUGAGGGAAAAAGGAGCAAGCUCUUCCACAAGCUGGGCUUGGUAUUAUUUAACAAAAAUUGGUAGAUUUGUCUUCCCAGUGGAAAAUGCAGAGAGUGAUUUUUUAGUGGCUCCCAUGUCAAUGCAUGCAAGUUUUGGUGCUGAAGCUGUUUCUCUGAGAGACGCUUUUGUGUCAAGAUUAAGGACUCUUACUGAGGAUAUCAAACUCAAAUCAGUUAUACUGGAGUUUAUAGCAACAGCUGUUGAAACACAACCUGGACUGAUUGAGCUCUUUCUUGAUUUGACGAAUAAAGAUGACAAGGAAUUUGUCAUUGGACAGAAUAGCUGUCUUCAUGCAGUUUUAGAUAUUAUAGACCCUGAGAAACAGGCAGGUCACCACAUUCCCGCUGAGCUAGUUUCAGCAGCAUUCUAUUUACUUCACUCUCUGUGGCAUGACAGAAGGGAUGCUGCUCUUAUGGCAGUAAGAAUGAGUCCAAAGUUUUGGGAGAAGUUAACUCGACCAUUAAUAACAGGAAUAGAAUCACAUGUAGACGAGGAUUACAGAUAUCACAUGGAAAUAAGUUGUUAUGCCAUGCAGAUAAUUGCAUUAGAAGCUUACUAUGUCUCAAGAGGUCAAAUUGACGACAGUCUGAAGACAUCCUUGAAAGCUUUCUGUUCGGAGAACAGAUAUCAGUACUGGGGUCAGUUUCUCAAGUCUUUGGAUCAAUCUAUGGACGAUGAUCAAGAAAAACAGUUUGAAGAAGAAAAACUCAAACUGCUCAAAGCCUGGAGAACAUAUUUAGUUGUUUGUUCUUCUUUUCAGAAUGAGAUAUUUGGUCUAAACGAUACUCGUCGAAGAAGAUUAAUCUUGGAGGAUACUCUUCAGGCGCUCAAGUCCCAGGUUUCCAGAGUUGUAGCCGUAGAGAGUAUAAAUGCGUCUGUUGAACUGAGUAGUCUUUAUCUGAUGCUGCUCAAGAGGUGGAAGAGCUGUCUUCGGGAUCCCAAUCCAGUGUUCCAGUGCUUGGUGGAUGUCAUUGACACUGCGCACAAGAAUGACACACAGUUAUUUGUCCAUAUCCGUGUGGCCAUGUUCUCGUCCUUCUCAGUUCUGCUUCAGCACGCCAGGACUGAAAACUUAUCCGACACGUUACUGAGCAGUCAUGCGUUGGUUCUUUUACCGCUGGCUUGUGAACCACUGGAAUACUUAAGAGGAAGAUUCUCGAGCGAACAGAAGCAACAAGAUAGGGUUCUUGAACUGUCUGUGUUCAUCAUCGAUGAAAUUCUGAACAUUCUGCUCGCCAACCCUGGUCAGUGGCUUCCUGUGUUGAGAGAGCAUGCGCUGUUUGCGUCUCUGGUUCAGGCCCUGGAUGUGUGUAUUAAGACGCACGAGAAAGUAGAAUUCACCGAAGCCAUUCUUCACUUGUUCCUGUCGCUGUCAAGAAUACCAAUGAGUGCUGAGGCCCUGGCCAUGAAUAGUAUAUCCCAACCACUUUGCCUAGGAUUGGCUUCGCUGACUUACUCUGAAGGCACACCACAGGCUUCUCGGCCCAAAUCUGGUCCCCAGUCUCAGGUAUCCUCUCACAACUCGGACAAAAGUAGCCAACGAAGCUGGGAUAAAGUGUGGCAGCUUUCCCUCGCUGUGAUGGCGUCCAUGCUGCGCACACUCAGACAUGGUUUUCUCAAAGAUGCACUAGACUUUGCAGGAGUACACAGAGAAAGACUCGCAGAGGCCCUGAACUCUGUGAGCCGGUCUCAGUCUUCAGACGUUUUGGCGGAAGCAGAGGAAGUGACUGCUUUCUUACUGGAACUUGCUCAUUUUUUUCACGAAUGGAGAUUCACUCUGCCAGAUGUGUUAAUACUACUUCAGAGCCGUAUUGGUGUUCUUUGCCAAAGUUGCAUAGCUCUGCUGACUCACCCAAGAUUGCUUGCUCAUUUGCUUGAGGUGUCCAAAGGGCGUGCAAGCUCAAGUGCACACGGGAAAGCCUCGACACCAGAUGUGCAGCUCUCGCUGAGCCAAACCUUCUCCAGAGAAAUGCUCAGAACAUACUCAUACGCAGAUGAUGACUCUUUUAGAAACAGCCCUCUUGUCUCUCAAACUCAGUCACAGUUGUUGAAGAUUCUCUGCAACUCACUGGCGAUGCUGCGGCAAUUUACUCCGGACAUUUGUGGUAUUCUCAUAGAUCAGGGUAUGGAUCUUGAGGAAUUCCCCCCGCUGCUUUCUCUCGGGUUCAGUUCCCCGACUGUGGACACUGAAGAGCCGUUGUCGUUUGGUACUCUCUUGGCCUGCCUCAAUAUGGCCCUCUCCAAUCUUGGCCCAGCUGACAUGAAGUCACCUGUGAAAUCACCAGUCCGAACUCUGUCGGAGUCAUUACCGAGAUCUCUUCUGAUGUUCACUAUGGAGAAUGCGUUGAUCAUCGCUCUAUCUCAGGCUUGUCGAUACUUGCGGGAUCCCGGACUGGACCUGCGGGUCAAGCAAUUUCUAAAGAGAGAACUUGGUAGUGAACUGGGUAAUUUUCUUGGAGGUCUCUUCCGUCACUUUGCCAGACGUGGUCUUCCACCAUCACCAGCGGGCACUCAGACCAGUCCCAGCAGCGCAGCAAGGAGGACACCGACUAAGGCUCUGGCUUUCACCGAAGCACCUGAACAGAAGUUCUUUAAACUGGCUGAUACCUUUGUGAAGCAAGUUUUAAGAUAAACAUUACAUGCACGCACUGUGAAAAGAUCGGAUCUUUACCUUUAGCGAAUCUCAAGUUGUUAGUUGUCACGAGUUGUUCCCUAUUUGGUAUCCGAAUGAGAGCAAUUUACAAUAGAAGCCACCCCUAUGAAGCUAACUUUUUACCAAGGUGGGAUUGAUUCAGACAAGUUACCAGAAUAGUUUACAUUUUCGGUGAUAUGGUUGCUUUAAGAAUACACAACCACAAUCUCAAGCGAGGCAACCAGUAGGGAACAAAGGUCUCCGUGAAAUAGGUGUACGACACUCUUCAGAUCUGAUGAGGUUUUGUGUGAGCUGUCAAGGAAGAGGUUUUCUAAAGCACCAGCCUAUUGCUCACCGUGAAGUAGGGCAAUAAGUUAUUCAGAUCCAACUUUGAAUGGGUAUUGAGUAACGUCAAGUGCAGCCUGAAGAAUUUUGGUAAUGCGUAAACCAAAUUUUAUUUCUUUUUAUUUCUUCUUUCUGCUUUAAGAGCAUCAAUUUUGUGGGUAAAAAUUGGUGCGCCAAUCGUGGGUUGUGUAGCUCUAAUCCCGCUAUUUGUUAACUUAAGUACAUAAGUAAGAUUGUUUACGUAAAACUGUAUUCAUUUGUAAAUAACUGUUUUCUUUCUAAUACUGAUUAAAAUUGCGUCUUCAGUUUUUCAUAA